UUUUUUUUUUUUUUUUUUUGCGACUGAGCCGCUGAUUAGCGCCGCAAAGCUGCCUUAUGUGCUCGGUAAAAUACGGAAUGGCGUUCUUCAACAAUGACUUUUUUCACGGUAUUAUCAAAAUUGUGACUCCUAAACGUUCUGCUUCAUCUUUCUUUCGUCUCCGGGCAGCGCAUGUUUAUUGAUUAUACAGCUAAGAUUGUAUAAAACGACGCCUGUCGCAUUUCAUCAACCCUUGUGUUUCAAACCAAUGGGGUUUUGGUCCAUGUGACCGCAUGGAUCCGGUACGGGUUUUCUUUCAGACCGCAUCACACAAGCGCAGCCGUUAGAUGGCGUCACCGUCUUAGGUCACAUAGCACGGCAAAUACACAGUGAACCCCCGUUUAUCCGUCCAUCCAUUUUCUUUACCGCUUAUACGCGCUUUGAAAGUCUGCGGUACAAAGAGACCACAUUGAGAUGUAGAAUAUGUAAUAUAUAUAGUAUAUCUCUGUAGAAACCAUAUCAUUAUCACAUUUGUAAACAAAAAAAAAACUAAAAAAAGUUUGACCCUCCCACACACCCCCUUUCAACUUCUUAAACAGAAUUUUCCGGAACAACUUGGAGAGUAUGGAGAAGGAUAAGGAGCUGCUCGUGAUCCAAACAUAGCCACCUCAUCAGCGACGCAUGCUGGUGGUAGUGUCAUGGCGUGGGCAUGUAUGGCUGCCAAUGGAACUGAUGGUUCCCUUGUAUUGAUUGAUGAUGUGAGUCAUGGUUGUUUGGGGCAAUAUUAUUUGCUCACAUUCGCCCAAAUGCUUCAGAACUCGGUGGACAGAGCUGGACAGUGCAGAUGGACAAUGACCUGAAGCAUUAAGCUAAAAAAAAAAAAAAAAAGUGGAAUGUUAUGCAAUGGCCAAGUCAAUCACCUAACCUGAAUCCAAUUGAGUAUGCGAAUCACUUGCUGAAGACAAAACUGAAGGGAAACUACCCCGAAUACAAGCAGGAAGUGAAGACAGUUGCAGUAGAGGCCUGGCGGAGCAGAGAUGAAAUCCAGCAUUUGGUGACGUCUCCGCGUUCCACACUUCAUGCGUAAUUGACUGCUGGGAUAAGUUCCAGUACACUCAGACAAGCUUUUUAGAAAAUGCAUGGCUGGAUACUGCAUUAUGAAUCUGUAUAUCACUGACUCGGUGUACUGUAAAUCACAGAAUGCUCUGCUUUUAGCUUUGACGUGAAGUUUCAGACAGUAAAGUCCAGCUGUGGCUUGAAAGUGGUGGAUAUUCACCCAGCCUUGGUGCAUAGUCAUGGGUGGAGAAACUCGGUGUGGCAGGCGUUUUAAAAUAGGGUCACAGGACGCUGGAGCCUAUCCCAGCUGACUUCGGGCGAAAGGCGGACUACACCCUGAACUGGUCGCCAGUCAGUCGCAGGGCACAUAUAGACACGGACAACCAUUCGCACCGUCACUGAGUGGGAACUGAACCCACGCUGCCUGCACCAAAGUCAGGCGAGUGUACCACUACACCAUCAGUGACUCCCCCUUCUCUUGUCAGAUAUUCAAAUUUAACAGCAUCAUUCGUUAGAUGUAAUAAACCCCAGAGGUUUGAUGAGGUUAUGUUAACAAACAAACAAAAAACAUUAAAGAAAGAAAUGAACUCCCAUCUCAAGAAAUAGCUGCAGAGGGUGACUCAUUUGUUCAGACCGCAGACCAGAACGAGAGAGAUGGAGAGGAACAACCACCUUCAGUGACUGCCAAACUUGUGAGGCCAACCUCUCUCCUCUUCACCCCUCCCAUCUCAUUCUUUCCUAUGAGCACUCAAAUACAUUUGUACAGUAUACACACAGCAACAGGCUGAACGGUGCUGGUGAUCACAAAACGACCCUGGGAUCUCUACAUAGCAAAUAUUCAACAAAGUUUCAGCUGACUUUCACUUCUUCUGAACCAUUGAAAAGGCAGAGUCGAGAUUGAGAGAUGGCAACACCAAAAAACACUCCUCGAGGUGCAAGCACACCCCUUUCCCCCAACCGCAUCACCCGUCUCCAGGAGAAGGAGGAUCUCAGCAACCUCAACGACCGUCUGGCCGUUUACAUCGACAAGGUCCGUUCCCUGGAGAUCGAGAACGCCGGCCUGCGUCUGCGCAUCACUGAGUCCGAGACCGAAGUGUCUCGGGAGCUGACGGGCCUCAAGGCCGCCUACGAGACGGAACUGGCGGAUGCCCGUAAGACUCUGGACUCUGUGGCCAAAGAGCGUGCACGUCUGCAGCUGGAGGUGGGCAAGCUGAGAGAGGACUACAAGGAGCUAAAAGCAAGGAACACUAAAAAAGAAUCGGAUCUGGCAGGAGCACUGUUGAGACUUAAAGACUUGGAGGCCUUGCUGAACUCCAAGGAUGCAUCUUUGACUACCGCAUUAGGAGAAAAGCGUAGCCUUGAGACAGAAAACAGGGACCUGAAGACGCAGGUUGCUAAGCUCGACACCAGCCUGGGCGAUGCCAGAAAGCAACUGCAGGAUGAGAUGCUGAGGAGGGUGGAUGGAGAGAAUCGCAUUCAGACCCUCAAAGAGGAGCUGGAGUUCCAGAAGAACCUCCAUUCUGAGGAGCUGCGUGAGGUAAAGCGACGCCAUGAGUCUCGUAUGGUCGAGUUGGACACCGGCCACCAACAAGACUUUGAAAGCAAACUGGCUGACGCCUUGAUGGAGAUGCGAGGCCAGCAUGAACUACAAGUUAAACUCUACAAGGAUGAGCUGGAGAAGACCUACAAUUCCAAGCUGGAAGGCGCGCGUCAGUCGGCGGACCGCAGCAGCCAUCUGGUGGGCGCAGCGCACGAGGAGCUCCAGCAGACGCGGGUGCGCAUGGAGUCCAUGUCGGCUCAGCUCAGCCAGCUGCAGAAACAGCUUGCAGCUCGUGAUGCAAAGGUGAAGGACCUGGAGGAGGCUCUGUCUAGAGAGCGGGACACCAUGCGUCGCCUUCUGGGAGAGAAAGACCGAGAAAUGGCCGAGAUAAGGCAGCGGAUGCAGCAACAGCUGGAUGAAUAUCAGGAGCUAAUGGAUGUCAAGCUGGCUCUCGAUAUGGAAAUAUGUGCCUACAGGAAGCUGCUUGAGGGCGAGGAGGAGAGGCUGCGUCUUUCUCCAAGUCCACCACCGACAAGGAUGACAGGAAGUCGCUCCUCGACUGCGUCGGCUCAUUCCCGAUCCUUCAACUGCGGUGCUCAGACCUCUCCCGCAAAGAGGCGGCGCCCCAACGACACGGACAGCGAGGCCUCGAGCUUCGCUGGCGGUGCUGUGGCUCGUACCCGCAUCACCCAGCAGGCCUCUGCCAGCGGGCGUGUCACUGUGGAUGAGGUGGACCAGGAUGGCAAAUAUGUCCGACUCAGCAAUAAAGCUGAUGAGGAUCAGAAUUUGGGCAACUGGCAGGUGAAGCGCCAGGUUGGAUCUUCAGCACCGAUUGCAUUCAAAUUUCCCGCAAAGUUCAUCUUGAAGGCCGGCCAGAGGGUCACGAUCUGGGCGGCUGGUGCAGGGGGACACCACAAUCCUCCCUCUGAUCUGGUCUGGAAGACACAGCCCAACUGGGGCACUGGAGAUCAGUUUCAGACCACCUUGAUCAGCGCUAAUGGAGAGGAAAUGGCGAUGAGGAAAGUCACUCGCACACAUUUGGAAGAUGAUGAUGAUGACAUGCAGGUGGCCCACAGCACCUGUGGGGACAGCGAGUACAAUCUGCGUAGUCGUACAGUUCUGUGCGGCUCCUGCGGCCUCCCCUCGGACAAGUCCAACAACUGUAGCACCGUAUCCUCAGCGUCCCGCUCCUUCCGCAGUGGGGGCAUCUCAGAGGGUUUGUUGCCCCAUUCGUACGUGUUCGGCAGCAGCACACCUCGCAAGAGUGGAACACAAAUCGAGAAAUGUCCAAUAAUGUGAGGCCUUGGAUCGUUGGUGUUCAUUUUUCAUACCAAUUCAUUGAUAUAUUUAGGUUUCUUUGAUAUAGGUUUGUACAUCUAAUCUGCAAAUUGAUUUACCCUCCAAAUGUACAUAAGCAUGCUUAUGGAAAUUGGAAAGGCAAUUAUAUAUGAACUGUAGUUUCAUACAGAAUUUGGACAUCUUAACAUAACUGUUAGGACUUUUUUUCCCUUAAAAAUAGUUAAAACUACUACUUUUGUACUACUCAUAUCAAAAGGCCAUUUAUAAAUGUAUCACUUUUUCACAACUAUUUUCAAUAAAAUGUGCUUACUCAU
Molecule: messenger RNA, 4188 nt
Organism: Phycodurus eques (leafy seadragon)
Lineage: Eukaryota; Metazoa; Chordata; Actinopteri; Syngnathiformes; Syngnathidae
Product: lamin-A-like
Exons: 13
Coding region: 1940-3874 (644 amino acids)
Source: RefSeq, a predicted model, not a curated record